CCUGCAUCGCCUGGGCAGGUGCCCCACUCUAAGGUCCAAGGUGACACUAGCAAGUACCUAGGUACCCCAUCAACAGCUUUACGGCUCUUCGUCAUCAAGCAUCAACAGCAUAGAUUAAGUUGAGCCCUAUUGACUUGUUUGAGACUUGUUGCAGACACCAGUAGAGCCCAACGCCUCCACACCAACUCCUACACAAUGGCGCACAGCAAAAGAAACACAAGCCGGGCGGUCUUCACCUCCCAUGAGCGGGCCAUGGCAAAGGCUGCCUGGGGCUCCUCAUCUGCACGCCUCUCUCGCGACUCUUUCCUACCCUUCGCAUCCUGUUCCCUCUGUUUGGAGGUGGCCUUGGAUCCGGUCGCAUGCUCCCAUGGCGAUAUAUUCUGUCGCGAGUGCGCUUUAAGCAACAUAUUAGCCCAGAGGAAGGAGAUCAAGCGCCUAGAGAAGUCCAAGGAACAGGAGGACCGUGAGACCGUAGAGGAAAAGGCUCGACAAGAUGCAGAGGCGCAGGAACGAGCAAUCCGAGAGUUCGAGCUGACACAGGCCGGGCUUGAGGUCAAUGGUGGCCGUACAUCAGCAACACCGGUCGGCGCCCGAGAUGAAGAGAAUGGUUCGCCAGAGGCUCCUGAGCAGAGCAUAGUGAAAAGAGGGGAGAAGCGGAAGUUCUCCCUUGAUGAGGACGAGGUUGCGCGCAUUGCCCUGGAGGAACGGGCAAAGGCUAGGAAGGCCAUUGACGACGAGAAGGCAUCAAAACCAGUCUUGCCGUCUUUCUGGACACCGUCCGUAACACCGUCUUCCAACAAGAACAACACACUAUACGAGGUGAAGAAGAAAAGCAAAUCCCAACCGGUAUGCCCAGCCUCUCAGGACGACAAGCCGCACUACUACUCGUUGCAUUCCCUUGUCACGGUCAAUUUUACCGAAGAGAAGCAGUCAGAUACGAACAGCUCCCAGAGGAUAUGCCCGUCAUGCAAGAAAGCCUUGUCCAAUGCGUCAAAAGCAAUGCUCGCUAAACCCUGCGGGCAUGUCCUCUGCAAGAGCUGUGCCGAUAAGUUCAUGAGGCCCUCUGGCCACCACGAUCCUCACGCCCCUGACUCGGACCCCAACGCUAUUCGAUGCUACGUCUGCGAUGCGGAUCUAACGGACCACGGCCGAGGCGGGAAGAAAGAGAAGGAGGGGAAGGAGAAGAUACGACCAGGCCUAGUGGACAUCCGAAGCGACGGGACUGGGUUUUCGGCCGGAGGGUCGAACCAGGUCCAGAGAAGCAACGUAGCUUUUCAGUGCUAGCCAUGUUAGUUAGUCUAAUCGGCAUCAACAUGUAGCAGUGUCCUUCGAGCACAAUGCGCUAUUGGUGCAAAGG
Molecule: messenger RNA, 1357 nt
Organism: Phialemonium atrogriseum
Lineage: Eukaryota; Fungi; Ascomycota; Sordariomycetes; Cephalothecales; Cephalothecaceae
Product: ENOS interacting protein
Exons: 3
Coding region: 196-1284 (362 amino acids)
Cellular component (GO): nucleus
Molecular function (GO): ubiquitin protein ligase activity
Source: RefSeq, a predicted model, not a curated record